Eufriesea mexicana is the source of this 1670-nucleotide messenger RNA. It is a transcript of the gene spz4, whose product is annotated as Spaetzle domain-containing protein 4. Bases 159 to 1670 code for a protein of 503 amino acids. Gene Ontology annotation, biological process: central nervous system formation; innate immune response. Lineage: Eukaryota; Metazoa; Arthropoda; Insecta; Hymenoptera; Apidae. The transcript has 6 exons. Gene Ontology annotation, molecular function: Toll binding; growth factor activity. The record is from RefSeq and is a predicted model, not a curated record. Gene Ontology annotation, cellular component: extracellular region.
GCCGCGAACUGUCGCCUGUCUUCUGUCGUUUUUACGCCGGUAAACAGUCUGUUAGUGAAAACGGUACCGCCUUUGGACUAUCCGCGUGAUCGUCCAUCAAUACUUGGACCGGGACGCAGAGUCGGUCCAAAGCUCCGAAUUUCAGUCAAACGCGAGUUAUGAAUGUGAUCGUGCAUCUCGUCCUCCAGGUGAUCACAUAUCAGCUUGUAAGAUGUCAAGGUGGAGGACCAAGCACCUUCGGAUACGAUGCAUCCUCGGCUUGCAGCAAACCAUAUUCCCGGGCUGGUCGUGCACGAUUGGUAAAUCUUCCAUGUGACUUCCGGCGACAGAACUGGUGCACAAUAGCUGGUAGCUCUUAUCCUUGGCACGCAGUUCGCCGUUUCGUGCAAGAAAACCAAGGAUUAAUGAGGCGCAUGUAUGGCGAUGAAAGGCACCUUAACGUAUUAAGAGCGGAAUUCGAGAGAAAUGAUAUUGAAUUAAAGUAUGAUGAUUAUUACCAUCAUUUUUCCGACGAUUACAGAAAAUAUCAGUACACGCACGAUUACGAGUACUUCGAGGCUGAUGAGAGCUUAAGAAACGGUAACGAGUUCGAGGGACGAGGCUUCACCAGCAAAUCCUUUAAUGAGAAUGCCGCAAAGCGGCUGAACAAAUUCCCAAAAUUAAGCGAAUACACGAGGCCGCACUUCAGACCAACCGAGAAAACCAGCGUCCCGACCUCGACAACCACCACUACGACUACCCCAUCGACGAUCACAGCCACCUCUUCUAAAGAGACCGCGUCCUCGACCCUAACCUCGUCGACCCCUUUAACCACCCAAGAGUCAACCAGUAAGUCCACUUCUUCCACGACGAGCUCGUUAAACAGCACGAGUGAAGAGAAGAGGACGUCGGAAGAGAUAACCAUGUCGCCUACAGUGACGACUUCUUACAUGGUGAAGGAGCAGAACUUCAGCAUCAACGAAAUCUCCGAGCAGAUAGACAGGAUCGACGAGGUGGUGGAGGAAACUGGCGAGGUGGCUGAGGUCUCCGAGUCUACGUUAGAGGAAACGUCGACUGUGAGUUUGUCAGAGACGACCGAAUUGCCCGUGGAGGUAGAUGGCAGCAAAGAUUUGUUGGCCACGACGAAAGAAACGACUGCGCAGGAGGAGACGUCCAGUUCGAGCGAGCAACAGGAGUUCAGGCCGCGACCGGAAUAUCGACCUGCGAAUAAGCCGGAAGCUUCGACUAUGGAAGGCCAGCUGUAUCAGGACGUCGCCGCGAAAGAUCAACAGGAACAACCGGUUCUGAAGCUUCGGGGAGUCAACGCUUGUCCAGUGAAGGAGGAAGUAGUGGCGCCAUUUUGGGCAAACAAUACGAGAGGCGAAGUACUAGCACUUCUGAAUCUUUACCCCUUCGAGCAAUACGUUCACUGGGAAAAAUGCACACACGAAAACAAGCAGAUGUACUGCCGAGACGGGUGCAGGUGCGAACAGCAAUACAGACUCCAUCGGUUGCUAGCUUACGACCCAAACAACGAGUGUCGUGGCAUCUUCAGCGACUGGUUCAAGUUUCCCAGCUGCUGCGUUUGCCGUUGUUACGACUUACCCCUUGAAUUUCGCGUAACCUCGCGCUCUCCUCGCACCCAGAAGCAGCGGAUUAAAGUACGACCGCCUCGAAUUCACUACACGUAA